Molecule: messenger RNA, 925 nt
Organism: Camellia sinensis
Lineage: Eukaryota; Viridiplantae; Streptophyta; Magnoliopsida; Ericales; Theaceae
Product: large ribosomal subunit protein eL19z
Biological process (GO): translation
Cellular component (GO): ribosome; cytosolic large ribosomal subunit
Molecular function (GO): structural constituent of ribosome; RNA binding
Source: RefSeq, a predicted model, not a curated record
UCAAAAUAAAAAAUAAAAAAAAAAAAAAAAGAAAGAAAGAAAAAAAGAGGAGAGAAAUUUUGUUUUGUUGACAAACUCAAAACCUCUCUUGCACCCUAAGACAACAACAAUCUUCACAGCACUGUUGUUUAUUUAUUGUAAUUGUUCUUGAUUCUGUACAAAUUUAGAACAAGCCUAAUUAUUUUGUUGCAGUUGAGGGAGAAAAAAAAAAGAAAAGAGAAAGGAUACAAGAAUGGUGUCGCUAAAGCUGCAGAAACGAUUAGCAGCUAGCAUACUCAACUGUGGAAAGGGGAAGGUGUGGCUUGACCCUAACGAGACCGGUGAUAUCUCCAUGGCCAAUACUAGGAUGUUCAUAAGAAAGCUAGUAGCGUGCGGUAUUAUCAUCAAGAAGCCAAGAACAAUUCACUCCAAAUCUCAUGCUCGAUUGGCUUUACAAGCAAAGAGAAAGGGAAGGCACUCGGGUUAUGGAAAGCGAAAGGGAACAAGUGAGGCAAGACUACCAACAAAGGUGUUGUGGAUGAGGAGGUUGAGAGUUUUGCGACGUUUACUGUGUAAGUACCGUGAAUUAAAUAAGAUUGACAAGCACUCGUACCAUGAGAUGUACAUGAAGGUGAAGGGAAAUGUUUUCAAGAACAAGCGCGUAAUGAUGGAGAACAUUCACAAGGCACAGGUUGAGAAAGCGAGAGUAAAGUCACUUUUUGAUCAGACAAAGGCCAUGCAAUCCAAAAACAACAUUAUUAGGAAAUUUUAAUUUGAUGAAUAAGCAUUUAAAUAACAAAAUCAAAUAUGUUCAAUUGUAGUUGAGAUUUUGUAGAGUUUGUUCUAUAUAUGUUGUUCUGUGAUAUAUAUUGCUCUGUGAGUUAAUUCAAAAAACUUCUUUGGAUUUGAUACUUUGAGAGAUUAAAUUUUAAUUAUAAUUGCCGAA